This is a messenger RNA of Rodentolepis nana, 351 nucleotides long. The record is from the annotation of a GenBank genome assembly. NCBI's taxonomy places the organism in Eukaryota, Metazoa, Platyhelminthes, Cestoda, Cyclophyllidea, Hymenolepididae.
AUGCUAUGCUUCCUCAAUUCCAAAAAAAACGCGGUAAGAAGUCAUCCAACAGAAAAUCGAAGUAUUGGAGUUCCUGGUCGUUGUGCAAACGACUUCUAUCCUGUUGUCAUGGCAAGAAUCAGCACCACCGACAGGUGCAUUCAUCGAGACAUCGUCGAGUGCCUCUAUCUUAUCAAUGCGGUUGGCCAAAUCUACUUGAUGGAAAGGUUUGUCGGUGCGAGGGUGACUUUUUAUGGGGCUGCUGUGUUAGCGGAUCUUAUAAGAAGUCGAGAUUGGCAACAAUCGGGCCACUUUCCAAGAGUUACUUUCUGUGAUAUGGAGGCGAAGAAACUUGGGAAGAACCAUUUGUGA